GCCCUGCUGAUUGUUUUACACAGGGUAUCUUUGUUUCCCUAGCAAUUGAUGAGUACAAGCCCCUGGAUGCCACCACAAACCCAUCUCUGAUCCUAGCUGCUGCUCAGAUGCCAGCUUACCAGGAACUCGUGGAUGAUGCUGUUGCCUAUGGGAAAAAACUUGGCGGGUCAGAAGAGGAGCAGAUAAAAAAUGCUUGUGACAAGCUUUUUGUAUUAUUUGGCGCAGAAAUACUGAAGAGGAUACCUGGCCGUGUGUCCACAGAAGUAGAUGCAAGGUUGUCCUUUGAUAAGGAAGGAAUGAUUCAAAGGGCCAGGCGCCUCAUUGACCUUUAUAAGGAAGCAGGAAUUGGUAAAGAUCGUAUUCUCAUCAAGCUGUCUUCAACAUGGGAAGGAAUCCAGGCCGGCAAGGUUCUGGAAGCAGAGUAUGGGAUUCACUGCAACAUGACCUUGCUGUUCUCCUUUGCUCAGGCAGUUGCCUGUGCCGAAGCUGGAGUUACUCUCAUUUCCCCGUUCGUAGGACGUAUCCUGGAUUGGUAUGUUGCAAAUGGAGAUAAGAAAACCUAUGAGCCUUCAGAGGAUCCAGGAGUGAAGAGUGUCACAAAGAUCUAUAACUACUACAAGAAGUUUGGCUACAAAACUAUAGUGAUGGGUGCUUCGUUUCGAAACACGGGAGAAAUAAAAGCGCUUACGGGCUGUGACUAUCUCACUAUCUCACCCAAGCUUUUGGCAGAGCUCAGCAAAGAGUACGUGAAGUUAACUCCCACGCUCAGUGUGAAAGAGGCUCAGGCAUGUGAGCUUGAGAAGAUCCACCUGGAUGAGAAGGCAUUCCGCUGGCACCAUAACGAAGACCAAAUGGCUGUGGAGAAACUAUCUGAUGGGAUCAGAAAAUUUGCUGCAGAUGCAAUUAAACUGGAGAGGAUGUUAAAGGAGCGAAUGGUCAGUGCUGAAAAUGGAAAGUAGAAGAGUUUUCCCGAGUGGUCAAGGCUGAAUGAGUGGAUCACCUGAGGUUAAAUGGAUGUACAAAUGUCUUACCUGUAAAAGUCAUAUGCUAUGUAUGGAUAGAUUUCUGUAUCAUGCUUUUUUAUCAAUUUGCAAAGGGACAAAUAGAAUUUCAAAUUUUUGUGGCACUUUUGUCAAUACAUGCAAAUUAACACA
This is a messenger RNA of Eurypyga helias (sunbittern), 1154 nucleotides long. RefSeq names its product transaldolase 1 (gene TALDO1). The transcript has 7 exons. Lineage: Eukaryota; Metazoa; Chordata; Aves; Eurypygiformes; Eurypygidae. Gene Ontology annotation, molecular function: transaldolase activity. Gene Ontology annotation, cellular component: intracellular anatomical structure; cytoplasm. Gene Ontology annotation, biological process: carbohydrate metabolic process; pentose-phosphate shunt, non-oxidative branch; pentose-phosphate shunt. The annotation marks the transcript as partial. The record is from RefSeq and is a predicted model, not a curated record.